AUGUUCUGGUAGGACUGCUCUGGGAUUGAAUGGUCUUUGUUUGACCACACUUGUGACCAUGGCCCCAUAUUUACCCAGCCCAGUGUGGCUUUAAACACUGCACUGCACCACACUCCAGUUCUUUUCCACAGUCCCCUUUAACUUCAUGUGAAAGAAUCUGUUAUUCUGCAGAUUCCUGCUGCUCAGCUUGGUGGUUAGAGCGUGGAGGCUGGAGUUGGAAGUAAGAACGAGAAGUGUGUCUGAUUUUGAAAAUGUAACAAUGGUUCUGUUGACAGAGAUUUGAACUUCGACUCAGCAUAGAGAGGAGAAAUCAAGUGUUUGUGUGUGUGUGUGUGUGUGUGUGUGUGUGUGUGUGUGGAUGUGUUUAACUAUUCUUGUGGGGACCAGAAGUCCCCACAAGAAUAGUAAACUUGCAAAAAUUUGACCAACUGGGGACAUUUUGUUAGUCCCCAUGAUGUCAAAUGCUAUUCUAGGGGGUUUAGGGUUAAGGUUAGAAUUGGUGUUAGGGUUAGAAUUACGUUAAGGGUUAGGGUUAGAUUUAGGGUUAGGGUUAGCAUUCGUGUGCUGGUUGAGAGAAUGGUUGAGAGAAUGCCAAGAGUGUGCAAAGCUGUCAUCAAGGCAAAGGGUGGCUACUUUGAAGAUUCUAAAAUAUAACAUCUAUUUUUAUAUUGUUUAACACUUUUUUGGUUACUACAUGAUUCCAUAUGUGUUAUUUCAUAGUUUUGAUGUUUUCACUAUUAUUCUACAAUGUAGAAAAUAGUAAAAAUAAAGAAAAGCCCUUGAAUGAGUAGGUGUGUCCAAACCCUUGACUGAUACUGAAUAUAUAAAGAAGGAAAUCAGCCCUCGGCUGAAUCUAAUUGAUGAUCUCUGACGUAUAGUGCCAUAUGUCUUGCCUGGUCGUACAAUAGCAUAUGAAGCAUAUGAACGUUAUCAUAGGUCUUGGAGGACGUAUAGUAUUAUACGUAUUUUCUCUAAAACCAGGUUGCUUGUUGCGUCUUAUCAACAAAGGAGAAUUACGGGGAGAAUUUACGUUGGUGGUUAGGUGAACUAAAGCGACAAAGGUUAGGUGAAUUUACAUAGCAGGUUAGUUGAAUUGGGUUAAGUUUAGAAUAAGGGUUAGUGGAGGGUUAACUAAAAUGCUACAGUUUUCCCCGACACCACUCGAACACUCAACCUUUGGAUUGCUAGACAGUUAUGCAUUACACGUACCCAUCCUCCCUGACCAACCUCCCUACUUUUGUUUCAGUCUGAAGUAGCCAGACCAGUAGUAGGUAUCAUACGUCUUGGAGGUGCUCAGAAAUAUGUAAAGUAUGCUUCGUAUGGCUCUGAGGCCAGGCUGGUGUGUGUGCAUGUCAAUUCAUCAUUCUGAACCUCAGCAUGUAGCCUGGGACCCCCUACAGAGAAGCUUGUCUCUCCCAAUCACCACUUCAUUUAGAUAAGGGCUGCAAUGCUGCUGGUGGUGUGGGUGUGUUUGAUAAUUUAGUAUGUAGAAUUUCUCUUAUCAUUCAUGGAGCUAGGCAACAGCUUGACUGUGGUGGCAUAUUCUCAAUAGAGAUAGAUAAAGUCCUGGUCAAAAGUAGUGCACUAUAAAGGGAAUAGGGUGCCAAUUAGGAUGCAAGCCAGAACCUUGGAACCUCAGUCCUUCCCCUAAAGACAUCUAGCCACUGUCCAUCUUUGCCAGUCAUGUCAUGUCAUGUCACCUCUAUUGAUGCGUGAUGACAUCAACCCACAGACAGCAAGAGAGACUGUCUUCUAGAGACUCGAAACAACUGAGGUGACUAUUUUCCUUACAGUUCAUGUCUACCACUGUAAAACGCUUGUAAAAGUUUGACAGAAAGAGGUUUGUUAGGAUUUGGGAGUGUUUUAUUCUCUUGAAGGCAAAAAGGGCACUUACUGAAAAUAUAAUAUAUCCCAUUUAGCAGAUGCUUUUAACCAAAGCGACUUACAGUCGUCCUUGUAUACAUUUGGCGUAUGGGUGGUCCCAGCGCCAUUGAACCCUCAACCCUUGGUGUUGCAAGCGCCAUGCUCUACUGACUGAGUCACAUAGAAUCACUGUGUGAACUGAAGUUACUGAAGCAUCAUAUCUUGUUCUCCCUCAUAUUGUUUUAUACCCUGUAUCUUGGUAGUGUGCUUACAGUCAAUACUCCCCAAUGAAUAAACCGUACCUUGGGCAGUCUGGCACAUCCAAGAAACACUGUAAAUAGGCUUAGGCCCCUGAGAAGAGGAUCGCAAAUUGAGUUUCUUGUUCUUUUCAUAAUGUGCCUUCACUUUGUCCUCCCUUCUCCCACUUUCUCAUAAUAUUUCGCUCUGUCACUUUUCUAAAAACAAAAGUUGAAAUUGCCUGUAUAAUGACAUGAAUUGCCUUAUUAUUAUUCAAAUUAAAAUGAAAAGAAUAAUGCUAAAGUUCAUUUUCAGGCCAGUCUUUUGCUCUCACACAGCACCACACAGCACGGAGCUCCAUCCAAGCCUUGUAUUGCAUUCCUCUUCAGGGCUAUUCUGUUUCCCUUUUUUACCUACAUUGAUAUGCAGAGGCAAAUAAAUCAAAGAAUCGCUUUGUUGCCUCUAAUAUCCUCAUUUGUUCUUUUGAAGCCUGCACUUUAAAAUAAAUUAAUUUGCACGCUCUAACGCGAUCCCUCAGAGGCACUUUUCUGUGGAGAGCUGUGACGACCAGUAUGCAUGUGUGCAUGUGUGUGUGUGCCUUUCAAGGUGUGUUUUAUAUAAGAUAAUCCUUCUGAAAGUAUGUGUGUGUCUCUGCCAUGCCUGAUACUCUGUCAACAAGAGACUGUCUACAUACACUCGCCAAAAAGAAACAUUCUGGAACCUCAACCUCCUCAGUGUUUUGAUUUCAGAUUAAAAGGGACAUUUCCUGUACGACACACACCAUAUAUUUUGGGUUUAUGUGAGUUCCUGUACUGUAUAUAGGUCGCAGAUGUCUUUAAUCCUUUAAUUUAAUAGGAGUAUUGAUGUGUCAUGCUGAAGAAGACCUCGAGUCUGCUCAAAUGAUCACUGGAAACUCGGGAGUCACCUUGAAAUGAACCGUCUGGCGCCGGUGGAGAGCCUGCCCCGGGAAAUUUUAUCAGGUUGAGAAGAAUAGGGUGCGUGCGUAGGCAGGAAUCACUGGAAACAACCCCAGUGCACAGGAAAAAAUUUUUUUUUUCCCCCCCCCCCUUUUUUUUAAAAACCCCCCCCCCCAAAAAACCCCCUUUAAACCCCGAAAAUAAAUUUUAAAAAAAAAAAAAGGGGGGCCCCCCCCAAAAAAAAAAAAAACCCCCCUUUCCUUUUUUUUUUAAAAAAAACCCCCCCGGGGGGGUUUUUCCCCAAGGGGGCAUUUUUAAAAAAAAUUUUUUUUUUUUUUUUUAAAAAAAAAAAAAAAAAAAAUUUUGGCCUUUUUUUAAGGGGGGGAAAAAAAAAUUUUUUUCCCCCCCCGGGGGGGUUUUUUUUUUUUGGGUUUUUUUGGGGGGGGGUUUUUUUUUUGGUCCCCUUUUUUUUGUUUUUGGAAACCCCUUUCUUUUUUUUUUUCCCCCUUUAAAAAAAACCCCCAAAAAAAAAAAAAUUUUUUUAAAAAAAAAAAAAAUUUUUUAAAAAAAAAAAAAAGGGGGGGGGAAAAAGGGGGGAAAAGGGGGGGGGGGCCCAAAAGGGGGGGGGGGGAAAAAAAAGGGGGUUUGGGGUAAAAAAAAAAUUUUAAAAAGAAAAAAAAGGAAAGGCAAUUAAUUUAAUUUUUAAAAAAAGGCCCCUUUUAAAAAAAUUGGGGGGGGGAGAGCCCUGCCCAGGAAUUUUUUUUUAAAAAAAGAAGGGUGGGGGGGCCCAAAAAAAACCCCCCCGGGGGGGGGGAAAUUAAAACCCCCCCCUUUCCAAAAAAAAAAAAAAAAAAAAAAAAAAAAAAAGGGGGAAAAAAAAAAAGGGGAAAAAAAGGGGAAAAACCCCCCUAAACCCCCCCCCCCGGGGGCCCCCCCCCCCCCCUUUUUUAAAAAAAAUUUUUUUUUUAAAAAAGGGGCCCCAAACCCCCCGGUUUUUUUUAAGGCCCAAAAACCCCCCCCCUUUUCCCCUUUUUUGGGGUUUUUUGGGGGGCCCCCGGGGAAAAAUUUGGGGUUUUGGGGAAAAAAAAAACCCCCAAGGGAAUUAAAUAAAAAAUUUUUUGGGGGGGAAAAAAAAAACCCCGGGGGGGGAAAAAACCCCCAAACCCCCCCUUUUCCCCUUUUUUUGGGGGGGGGGGGGAAAAAAAAAAAAAAUUUUUUUGGGGUAAAAAGGGGGGUUUUUUUUCCCCCCGGGGGGGGGGGGGGCCCUCCCCCCCCCUUUUUUUGGGGGGGUUUCCCCGAAAAAAAAAAUUUUUAAAAAAAAAGAAAAAAUUUUUUUUUUUUAAAAAGGGGGGAAAAAAGGGGGGGGGGGGUUUUUUUGGGGUUCCCAAAAAAAGGGGUUUGGCCCAAAAAAGGGGGUUUAAAAAAAAAAAAUUUUUUUUUUUUGGGCCUUUUUUUAAAUUUUUUUUCCCCCCUUUUUUUGGGGGCCCCCCCCCAAAAAAAAAAGGGAAAAACGGGCCUUUAAAAAAAAAAAAAUUUUUUUUUUUAAAAUUGGAAAGGGUUUUUAAAAAAGGGGGGUUUGGAAAAAAAUUUUUUUAAAAAAAACCCCCCCCUUUUUUUUUUCCCCCUUGGGGGAAAAAAUUUUUUAAAGGGGAAAAAAGGUUAAAAAGGGUUUUUCCCCCCCAAAAAUUUUGGGGUUUUUUAAAUUUUUUUUUUUUCCAAAAAAAAAAAAACCCCCCCCAACCCUUUUUAAAUUUAAAAACCCCCCCCCCCAAAAAGGGGGGCCCCUUUUCAAAAGGGGGUUUUUUUUUUUCCCCGGGUUUUGGGGCCCCCCCCCUUUUUUUUUUUUUAAAAAAAACCCCCCAAAAAAACCCCCUUUUCCCCCCCCCAACCCCCCUUUUUUUUUGGGGGGAAAAAAAGGGGGAAAAUUUUUAAAAACCCCCCCCUUUUGGGGAAAUUUUAAAAUUCCUUUUAAAACCCCCCUUUUGGGGGGUUUUUUUUUUUUGGGGGGGGGUUUUUUUUUUUUUUAAAAAAAAAUUUUUCCCCCCCGGGGCCCUUCUUUCUUCCCCCUUUCCCCCUUUUUUCCCCCCCCCGGGUUUUUUCCCCCUUUUUUCCCUUUUUUUUUUUAAAAAACCCGGGGCCCUUUGGCCCCAAAAAAAAGGGGGGCCCCCUUUAGGCCCCCCCCCAAAUUUUUUUGGGUUUUAAAAAAAAUUUGGGGAAAAGGGGGUUUUUUUCCCCCCAAAAAAAAACCCCCCCCCAAAAAAAACCAAAAGGGGGGAAGGGGGGGUUGGGGGGGGGGUUUUUUUUUUUUUUUAAAAAUUUUUAAAAAAAAAAAAAAAAGGGGGGAUUUUUUCCCAAAUGCCUCGCAAAAAAGGCCCCUUUUGGUAAAAUUAAAAGGCAAAUAACUUUAAGAGAUCAAGUAUUAAAGGAAAACCCCCCCAAAAAAACUACAUUUUGGGGUAUUUUUUCCCCUUAUCCUUGUUGAGAAAAUGCUCCCCCCGGCAUAUUCUGUAUUUUAAAAAUUUAGAUACAGUACCAGUCAAAAGUUUAGACACACCUAUUCACUCAAGGGUUUUUCUUUAUUUUUAUGAUUUUAUACAUUGUAGAAUAAUAGUGAAGACAUCAAAACUAUGAAAUAACACAUAUGGAAUCAUGUAGUAACCAAAAAAGUGUAUUUUAUAUUUGAGAUUGAAAAAUGUAUGCACUCACUAACUGUAAGUCGCUCUGGAUAAGAGCUUCUGCUAAAUGACUAAAAUGUAAAAUGUAAAUGUAAAUAGCCACCAUUUGCCUUGAUGGCAGCUUUGCACACUCUUGGCAUUCUCUCAACCAGCUUCACCUGGAAUGCUUUUUCCAACAGUCUUGAAGGAGUUCCCACAUAUGCUGAGCACUUAUUGGCUGCUUUUUCUUCACUCUGCGGUCCGACUCAUCCCAAACCAUCUCAAUUGGGUUGAGGUCGGCGGAUUGUGGAGGCCAGGUCAUCUGAUGCAGCACUCCAUCCCUCUCCUUGUUGGUAAAAUAGCCCUUACACAGCCUGGAGAUGUGUUGGAUAAUUGUCCUAUUGAAAAAAAAAUUAUAGUCCCACUAAGCCCAAACCAGAUGGGAUGGCGUAUUGCUGCAGAAUGCUGUGGUAGCCAUGCUGGUUAAGUGUGCCUUGAAUUCUAUAUAAAUCACAGACAAUGUCAACAGCAAAGCACCCCCACACCAUAACACCUCCUCCUUCAUGCUUUACGGUGGGAAAUACACAUGCAGAGAUCAUCCGCUCACCCACACCGCGACUCACAAAGCCACGGCGGUUGUAACCAAAAAUCUCAAAUUUGGACUCCAGACCAAAGGACUCAUUUCCACCGGUCUAAUGUCCAUUGCUCGUGUUUCUUGGCUGAAGCAAGUAUAUUCUUCUUAUUGGUGUCCUUUGGUAGUGCUUUCUUUGCAGCAAUUCGACCAUGAAGGCCUGAUUCACACAGUCUCCUCUGAACAGUUCAUGUUGAGAUGUGUCUGUUACUUGAACUCUGUGAAGCAUUUAUUUUGGCUGCAAUUUCUGAGAACGGUAACUCUAUUGAACUUAUCCUCUGCAUCUGAGGUAACUCUGGGUCUUCCAUUCCUGUGGCGGUCCUCAUGAGAGCCAAUUUCAUCAUAGCGCUUGAUGGUUUUUGCGACUGCACUUGAAGAAACUUUCAAAGUUCUUGAAAUUCUCCGUAUUGAAUGAUCUUCAUGUCUUAAAGUAAUGAUGGACGGUUGUUUCUCUUUGCUUAUUUGAGCUGUUUUUGCCAUAAUAUGGACUUGGUAUUUUACCAAAUAGGGCUAUCUUCUGUAUACCCCCCCCCCCCCCCCCCCCCCCCCCCCCCUACCUUGUCACAACACAACUGAUUGGCUCAAACGCAUUAAGAAGGAAUGAAAUUCCACAAAUUAACUUUUAAGAAGGCACACCUGUUAAUUGAAAUGCAUUCCAGGUGACUACCUCAUGAAGCUGGUUGAGAGAAUGCCAAGAGUGUGCAAAGCUGUCAUCAAGGCAAAGAAAGGGUGGCUAUUUUAAGAAUCUCAAAUAUAAAAUAUAUUUUCAUUUUUUUAACACCUUUUUGGUUACUACAUGAUUCCAUAUGUGUUAUUUCAUAGUUUUGAUGUCUUCACUAUUAUUCUACAAUGUAGAAAAUAGUAAAAAAUCUAGAAAAAUCCUGGAAUGAGUAGGUGUGUCCAAACUUUUGACUGGUACUGUAUAUAACAUUAACAUACUGUUGACACGUAGUCUAUGGUGUAAUGGAAUAUUUUGCCUUGUGUGGUAGGUUUUGUGCGUUUUGACAGUCUUAUGUAGGUGUCAUAACCAGCCAUAAAAUAAUGCAAUAUACUGUAUGUCACAACAGGUCUAAAUAUAUGUGUCAUGGAUAUAAUAACAGGUUAUGACACGUUAUGUCAGCUGUUAUGACAUAUUAUGACAUGGUUAUGACUGUAACGUGUUAUGAUGCUGGGUGUCAAGUCUUACUAAAUUUGUUUCCUCACCCAUCUACACACAAUACCCCAUAAUGACAAAGUGAAAACAUGUUCUUAGAAAAAUUUGCACAUUUAUUGAAAAUGGAAUGCAGAAAUAUCAAAUUUACAUAAGUAUUCACAUGCCUGAGUCAAUGCUGUGUAGAAGCACCUUUGGCACCUUACAGCUGUGAGUCAUUCUGGGUAAGUCUCUAAGAGCUUUCCACAGCUGGAUUGUGCAACAUUUGCCACUUAUUCUUUUCAGAAUUCGUCAAGCUCUGUCAAAUUGGUUGUUGAUCAUUGCUAGACAGCCAUAGAUUUUCAAGAAUAUUUAAGUCAAAACUGCAGCUUGGCCACUCAGGAACAUUCACUGUCUUCUUGUUAAGCAACUCCAGUGUAUAUUUGGCCUUGUAUUUUAGGUUAUUGUCCUGCUGAAUGGAGAAUUUGUCUCCUAGUGUCUGUAAGAAAGCAGACUGAACCAGGUUUUCCACUAGGAUUUUGCCUGUACUAGCUCUAUUCCAUUUCUUUGUAUCCUAAAAAACACCCUAGUCCUUGCAAAUGACAAGCAUAUGAUGCAGCAAAAAUAUAAAUUCCACUUUGACAUUAUGGGGUAUUGUAUGUAGGCCAUUGACAAAAAAUGUAUGUUUAAUCCAUUUUAAAUUCAGGCUGUAACACAACAAAAUGUGGAAAAGUCAAGGGGUGUGAAUACUUUCUGACAGCACUCUGUAUAUGUAUAUACCUUUACGUGUCAUAGAGGAAAUAUUAUACAGAUGGGAUCUCCCUUUCAGCUCCAUACCACAGUCAGUCAAAAAACGAUAUUAUUCUGGUCACAGUUUCCUGCUGGCCUAAGCUAAAGUCGUGGUCCUCUGUAGCUCAGCUGGUAGAGCACGGCGCUUGUAACGCCAAGGUAGUGGGUUCGAUCCCCGGGACCACCCAUACACAAAAAAAAUUAUGCACGCAUGACUGUAAGUCGCUUUGGAUAAAAGCGUCUGCUAAAUGGCAUAUUAUUAUUAUUACCAGAUUUGAUCAGCUAUGCUCCUCCCAGAGUAAUUGGGUGUGAACUCAAGAGAUUUGACUUGUAAAGGCUCUUUCAGGCUGGUCUAUUCCUGGGCCCAGAUUCACAAAACACUUCUUACUCAAAAACGGAAGAAGAUUUGUGAGAAACAAUAUGAGAAGUUUAUAAGUGCAAUUCCUCAAACAUUUCUUAACAUGAUUUUCUUACAAACUUCUUAACUAUCUACGAUAGGGUAAUUCAGAAAGCUGAUUGAGGACCUAAUUACUGAUGAAUGUGUUUGUUUUUUAUGACCGUGUUUUUCUGUUUUUCUGCUUGCAUUUUGUAUUUAUGUUUUGAUAUGUGUAUCUUCGGUAAUUUCUGUAAUUCAGGGCUCACAUGUAAAAGAGACAUUGGUCUCAGUAUGGCUCCCUGCUAAAAAGUUAAGGUUAAAUAAAAAUAAAUAAAAUAUUAUUGUCCCUAGGCAACCGAGCUAGCUAACUAUCAAGCUAGCAAUUGCAAUGGAACAAAAAAUAGUCCCCUCAAAAAAAAUCUAAAGGUGGUUUGUUCUGAAGUGUCUGUCCUAUAUCUGAAAGAUACUGUAUGAUCCGGAUGUUUUUUUUUUUUUUUUUUACAUGAAUUUAACCCCCAUUCAUUUUUUCAACUGGUACCGGGGGACCUUCAGACGAGUCUUGUGAGGCAUAUGGGGGUCCUAGAGCUAAAUAACCGACAUGUACAUGUUUGUGAGAGUCUCACCUUUCCACAGAGGGGUCAUACUAGCCCAAACUGUUCAGACGCUACAGACAGAAGUUGGCAGAUCGGCUGUACCGACUUCAGACGAGUCCCAAGACGAUUGUGGGGGUCAUAGAGCAAAACGGAGAACACCAUCGUUUUCGUGAGAGUCACAUCUUUCCAUAGAGUUUGUAGGUCAUUCAGCCACUACAGACAAUCGGUGAGAAGACCGAUUCUCGGGAUGUCACAUAGUCUGACAAACACCGCUCUAGCUCUGCAACCUUUCACCACAGAUAGUGCGAAAUCAGCUGAUGCGGUGGAUUGAGAUGCAUCCAAUGCUAAAAAACAGAAAUCUGUAGCUUAAACUGAUGGAUUUUUAUGGGAUUUCUUUAUUAUGCUAAUUCGAUUUCCACCGGGGCGUGGACAUCGACUCUAGGGGGUUUAAACAUGUUCAACUGCUUUCAUUAGCUUAUUCUCUCACUUCCAUGAGUUUAAGACAAGGGUUUAGCUGUCUUGAAAUUGAGUAAAUUUCCAAGACGAAAUCCAGGAACAUUAUUUUCAAUAAUCUAAUUUCUUCAUAACUUAUUUUUUAGGAAGAAACAUAGGAAGAAGCUUAAGAACAUUUCAAAUAACUUUAUUGAGGAAUAGCAACUUUUCGUAGUUUAAGUAUAAACUUAAGGAAAAAAUGGCACUUAUGAAGAAAUGUAUUCUUAAGAAGGUUUUGUGAAUCUGGGCCCUGCUGGUCCUGGAUGCUUUCCUUUCCUGGUGUCUUAUUACCUCCAGGUUUGCACACCAAUUGUGUGAAUUAGAACCUUGACUGAUCUAAUAAACCUUGUAUUAGCUGGUCCAAUUCUAUCAGUCAUUCCUGUGGGUUGAAUAACCUGCUGGGCUGCUGGUGCUACUGAAGCCUGGGGAAAGGAUUGAUCAGCCUGCCCUACUCUACUGUUAGAGGGUAAUGGGAGAUUAUUGUGAGGUGGUUUGCUUUGCCACUGGAGGUGGGAUGAAGUGGUUAGAACAGAACAGAGAAAGUGAUACACCACCUGCUUGAGGGAGCAGGUCUUGUCUAGCUCUUUAGACUUACUGUAGGAAAUAUGUAAAUUGUGGAACACGCUCAAAUACAUGCACAUGCUGUACUAAUUAUACAAAACACACAUCCACAAACACACACACAAAGUUACUGUCUCUUUUAACAUCCCUCUUUUUCUUAUGGUCCCGUUAUCCAUCAUCCUGUCAUAUGUAUUCCCAUCCAUGCAGGUGGGGGGAAAUUGCACUGCAUAACAUUAUACUGCAUACCAUGAGGAAUUGACGUGCUCAAUUCAAAAGGUUGUAGUAAGAAAAUAUGUUUUGGCCGCUGGAUUCAAAAGGCAUAAUUAUACUGAAGGAAAAACCUGCACUCACUGUAAACACUGCAAUAAUUAUACUGCAUACAGUACCACCAGCCCUUAACCUGUCCUCUGUUCUCUCCUUUACCUCCAGGAGUAUUACAGUGCAAUGUAUUGACUUAGGGGUCAAGAACCGUGAUACAUAUAUUUUUGCAAAAGCUUCACAAUGUGAUGCAUAGCAAUGAUACCAUGUUGCACUGUACAGUAUAAUGAAUAGGUACCAGUGCUUACCCUUUCCUCUAUUCUCCUCUCUCCCACCAGGAGUAUCCGCUGCUUGAGGAACAUCAUCCACUGGAACCUGAUCACAGCUUUCAUCCUGAGGAAUGCCACUUGGUUCGUCGUACAGCUCACCAUGAACCCCGAGGUGCAUGAGAGCAAUGUGGUGAGUACAGGGAAGUUAAAUGUACAUCCAUUUCAGGCCACUUUAUAUGCAAUAUACAAAUACAUACAGGUAACUGCCAAAAUAAAGGAAACGCCAACAUAAAGUGGCUUAAUAGGGCGUUGGGCCACCACGAGCCGUCAGAACAGCUUCAACGUGCCUCGGCAUAGAUUCUGCAAAUGUCUGGAACUCUAUUGAGACACCAUUCUUCCACAAGAAAUUACUUAAUUUGGUGUUUUGUUGAUGGUGGUGUGAAACGCUGUCUCAGACGCUGCUCCAGAAUCUCCGAUAAGUGUUUAAAUCUGGUGACUGAGACGACCGUGGCAUAUGGUAAACAUCAUUUUCAUGCUCAUCAAACCAUUCAGUGAUCACUCGUGCCCUGUGGAUGGGGGCAUUGUCAUCCUGGCAGAGACCACUCCCAUCAGGAUAGAAAUUAUUAAUCAUAUUAAUCAUAGAUUGAAGGUGAUCACUCAGAAUGGCUGUGUAUUUAUUGGUGUUUACCUUGGUCUCUAAGGGGUUGAGUGGAUUUAAACCAUGCCAGGAAAAUGCACCCCACACCAUAACAGCUCAAACAACUCAAACAACUCAAGUGUUUCCUUCAUUUUGGCAUGGUUUUACCUGUAUAUAGUUUGCUGUGAUACAAUAAGGGCAAUAAAUUCAUGCAGAUAUGGAAGCACACACACACAUUCAGACUCCCACACACCCACACAAAAAUCCCCACUCUCUCCUUCUAUUACUUUCCCUCUCUCUCCAGGCUCACUAAUGAACACACACACACACACACACACUUUCACUCAUCCAUAUUCUUCCCCUCUCCGAUCGAAUAGGAUUGCAGUUUCCCAGCUAUCAUUUCCAAAACAUCUCCAGGCACACACACACACACACACACACACACACACACACACACACACACACACACACACACACACACACACACACACACACACACACACACACACACACACACACACACACACACACACACACACACUCCUAACUAACUAACAGGCAUUGGAGUACCAUCAUGUCGUCCUGGUUCAUUAUUAAUUGCCCCUCAGCUCGCCUGCCGCUUGACGUUAUUGCUUGUGCAAACAUCCCUCACCGCAGAGAAAAGAGAAGAUGCUCCCUUUUCUUUCCAGCUCUUUCAAUUAGCCUCUGCCACUACUUUAUUAAUUAGCUCAUUAUCCCCUCCGGCCCCCCCAGCCCUCAGAAAUGAAUGAAUCCAACCCCCACUGUCAAUAUCUGACCUAAGAAGACAAACUGAGCGCGCUCAAAGCGACCCAGUCAGUUAGCCCUCCUCCUCCACCGCUUCUUCUUCUAUUCUGAGAAUAAACAAGAUGGCUGCCGUCAGCCAUUAGCCAUGAGAAUUUCUGCUUGUCAGUUGAAAGACGGAGGCUUGACGGCUCGUUUCGUUUAUUAUUUAUGCAAGGUCGUGGAGCGAGCGACCUGCGGAGGAACACAGCGCAGUACAUAAGUCAGGGCUAAUAGGUAAUACAGUGGGGGAAAAAAGUAUUUAGUCAGCCACCAAUUGUGCAAGUUCUCCCACUUAAAAAGAUGAGAGAGGCCUGUAAUUUUCAUCAUAGUCAACUAUGACAGACAAAUUGAGAAAAACAAAUCCAGAAAAUCACAUUGUAGGAUUUUUUAUGAAUUUAUUUGCAAAUUAUGGUGGAAAAUAAGUAUUUGAUCACCUACAAACAAGCAAGAUUUCUGGCUCUCACAGACCUGUAACUUCUUCUUUAAGAGGCUCCUCUGUCCUCCACUCGUUACCUGUAUUAAUGGCACCUGUUUGAACUUGUUAUCAGUAUAAAAGACACCUGUCCACAACCUUAAACAGUCACACUCCAAACUCCACUAUGGCCAAGACCAAAGAGCUGUCAAAGGACACCAGAAACAAAAUUGUAGACCUGCACCAGGCUGGGAAGACUGAAUCUGCAAAAGGUAAGCAGCUUGGUUUGAAGAAAUCAACUGUGGGAGCAAUUAUUAGGAAAUGGAAGACAUACAAGACCACUGAUAAUCUCCCUCGAUCUGGGGCUCCACGCAAGAUCUCACCCCGUGGGGUCAAAAUGAUCACAAGAACGGUGAGCAAAAAUCCCAGAACCACACGGGGGGACCUAGUGAAUGACCUGCAGAGAGCUGGGACCAAAGUAACAAAGCCUACCAUCAGUAACACACUACACCGCCAGGGACUCAAAUCCUGCAGUGCCAGACGUGUCCCCCUGCUUAAGCCAGUACAUGUCCAGGCCCGUCUAAAGUUUGCUAGAGUGCAUUUGGAUGAUCCAGAAGAGGAUUGGGAGAAUGUCAUAUGGUCAGAUGAAACCAAAAUAGAACUUUUUGGUAAAAACUCAACUCGUCGUGUUUGGAGGACAAAGAAUGCUGAGUUGCAUCCAAAGAACACCAUACCUACUGUGAAGCAUGGGGGUGGAAACAUCAUGCUUUGGGGCUGUUUUUCUGCAAAGGGACCAGGACGACUGAUCUGUGUAAAGGAAAGAAUGAAUGGGGCCAUGUAUCGUGAGAUUUUGAGUGAAAACCUCCUUCCAUCAGCAAGGGCAUUGAAGAUGAAACGUGGCUGGGUCUUUCAGCAUGACAAUGAUCCCAAACACACCGCCCGGGCAACGAAGGAGUGGUUUCGUAAGAAGCAUUUCAAGGUCCUGGAGUGGCCUAGCCAGUCUCCAGAUCUCAACCCCAUAGAAAAUCUUUGGAGGGAGUUGAAAGUCCGUGAUGCCCAGCGACAGCCCCAAAACAUCACUGCUCUAGAGGAGAUCUGCACGGCGGAAUGUGCCAAAAUACCAGCAACAGUGUGUGAAAACCUUGUGGAGACUUACAGAAAACGUUUGACCUGUGUCAUUGCCAACAAAGGGUAUAUACAAAGUAUUUAAGAAACUUUUGUUAUUGACCAAAUACUUAUUUUCCACCAUCAUUUGCAAAUUAAUUAAUUUAAAAUCCUACAAUGUGAUUUUCUGGAGAAAAAAAAUCUACUUUUGUCUGUCAUAGUUGACGUGUACCUAUGAUGAAAAUUACAGGCCUCUCUCAUCUUUUUAAGUGGGAGAGCUUGCACAAUUGGUGGCUGACUAAAUACUUUUUUUCCCCACUGUAUGUUAAAGGGCAACAGAACAAGUCAAAGGUUUUCAGAUCAUAAAUGUAUAAAUGGAUUGCUUUGGGGAGGUUUUGGGUGGGGUUAAUGAAAGAUCAAUUACUUACUGAUUAGGUUUCAUUCUGUUGUUGUCAUAGUUUUUUUUCUUAGACCACAUUCCAUUGACAGGAACAUUUGGAGAAUACAAAAUGUAUGAAAUGUUAGAGACUGGUAUUCUUUUAGGGCUAUAUAAUGACUGUGUCCGAAAUCUGGCUUGCCGACUACUUACAGUGCAGUCGGAAAGUAUUCAGACCCCUUGACUUUUACACAUUUUGUUACGUUACAGCCUUAUUCUAAAAUUAAUUAAAUAGUUUUUUUCCCCCUCAUCAAUCUACACACAAUACCCCAUAAUGACAAAGCAAAAACAGGUUUUUAGAAAUGUUUGCAAAUGUAUUAAAGAUAAAAAAUGGAAAUAUCACAUUUACAUAAGUAUUCAGACCCUUUACUCAGUACUUUGUUGAAGUACCUUUGGCAGCGAUUACAGCCUAGUCUUCUUGGGUAUGAUGCUACAAGCUUGGCACACCUGUAUUUGGGGAGUUUCUCCCUUUGUUUUCUGCAGAUCCUCUCAAGCUCUGUCAGGAUGGAUGGGGAUCGUCGCUGCACAGCUAUUUUCAGGUCUCUUCAGAGAUGUUAGAUCGGGUUCAAGUCCGGGCUCUGGCUGGGCCACUCAAGGACAUUCAGAGACUUGUCCCGAAGCCACUCCUGCGUUGUUUUGUCUGCGUGCUUAGGGUCAUUGUCCUGAACCUUUGCCCCAGUCUGAGGUCCUGAGCACUCUGGAGCAGGUUUUCAUCAAGGAUCUCUCUGUACUUUGCUCAUCUUUCCCUCGAUCCUGGCUAGUCUCCCAGUCCCUGCCGCUGAAAUUCAUGGAUCCUUCUAUUAAGGCAAGUCAUCCAGGUCCUGAGGCAGCAAAGCAUCCCCAAACCGUCACACUACCACCACCAUGCUUGACCGUUGGUAUAAGGUUCUUACUUUUUUUGCAAGGCAUAAUGGGACCCAUGUCGUCCAAGCUAUAAUUUUCUUGUUUUUUCUUGUCCUUGGUACACUGGGUUCCCCCUGCGAAUAUAGAGGGGGCCGUUGUGCGUCAGUGGCGGGGAUGUCAGGGCGGUAACGAUAUCACGCUAUCACACUCAACCACGGCCCCACUUCACUGAUCAUACUGGGAGUCUCUCACCCUCAAUGGGUCGAUUAGAGCAGAGGCUAGAAAAAAUGGAGAGUUGUGAAUGAAUUGCAAUCCUGAUUUGACAGCUGCCCUGACAUGCCUUUAGACUACACAAGGGGUAGUGUGGAGGGAAUUGGAAAGGGACACUUGGGAUCUUAGCCCAAAUACACUGAGAUUGCUGGCUGUAGAGUCUCAUUUUCUGUGUGACUUUGUGAUGAUUUGAUGGGUAGUACCGACUCAUGGAGUCUGUUGGUAAGUCCUUGAAGUAAGUGGGGUGAGACUGUGAAGCUAGACAAGGAGGCAAGAUAAAAUGAGAGUCAAUGACACUUUCAUAUUGAAUACAGAUUUUUCCCACUCAGGACAUUACUCUAUUAUUUUCACUAGGUACAAUAUGGAGGACACCUGUGCGAAGUAGGCACAUAAUUAUGAUGACAGUUAGUUCAGCCAUCAAGCUGCCUUUUCCCCUGCACUAUUCAAUGGGCAAUGAGCAGAUAGUUGGAUGGUAGCUUGACGUUUUGAAUAACUACCUGAACAAAUGCUGAAUUAAAUGAUUUUUUCUUAUUGUGGUGGAAAGGAGGUAAAUAACACCUGAUUUGGAACGACUCCUUGUUUUGAUUGUGACCCAAGGCCACUCCCCACCUGCAUGACAAUAAGGAGUUCGUCUUACAUUUGUCAGGGACUUUUCAUGAAACUACUAUUCUUGAACACUUAGACAACACAUUCAUCACAGGCCUUCAAAGGCCUUCAGAGAUGCACUUUGCUACUUUUGAACAAACGCCAAAGGGGAGCAUCUCCCCCCUCCUUCCGAACUGAUGUCAUCACCCAAUGAGUCGUCUCACCUCCGUCUUCAGGGAGAGAUUAAGGACUGACAGAUCUCCUGUCUCAUCUCCCAGCUGUAGACACCUAGUCCAGACUGAUGAGUAGCGCUCAGAGGGCUGUAACCCCAGCCGGGCCUCUACUCACCUCCCAAAAUACAAUCUUGGAGUAGAAAAGUACACAUUUCGGACAGCAGUGUAGGUGUAUCUGGUGGUGCAACUCGCAACACUCCCCCAAGUGCCAUUCUCGGACUCUCUCAAUCCCAAGUAACACUCCCAAGUGACUCUCAAUGAUCUGGUCUCAAUUGUCAAAGAAGAUAGAGGUUGAAGUGUUAGAAGUGGCAUACAGAUGUGUACUAUCUUAAGUUGACCAGUUUCUCACAGCAGGAAAAUAAUCCUGCAGCAACAGGGAAUGUGAAUUAUUAUGUGGAUUUCAAUUAAUGGACAUUUGUGUAGGUGUUGAUAAAUGUUUCUUUAAGGCAAAUAGUUUGACAUUUCAAGUGGAAAUUGCUAACUUUAGAACCCUUUUUAAACCUCGAAUACACUACAAUUAGCAUUUUCUGCUGCGCAGGAAAAUUCUCUGCGACAACAGAGUGAUCAAAUUAAUAUAGCACAUCUAUAUUGACUUUGGAUUGAGAGGUAUUGUCAGUGUUGGAUGAUUCAGAUUGUCGUAGACCAUGGGAAUUGAGAGCUAUGAUGCAGUUUAACAAGUAAUGCAGGAGGUCAAAUCUGCCAUUCUUAAACUGCCACAGUGAACUUUGUUUGCCAGACAUCUGCCUAAGAACCAGUCCCAAACUGGAAACAUUCAGAGAGUCCUUUUGACACUACUCCGAGCAUGAUAGAGAAGCUCAAACAAAUAAUAAUAAUCAAAUAAUGAUCGCAAGGUGGAGUUUCACUCUCAGAUUGAGUGUUUUUAGAGAGACUACCCACUGGGCACACACUGGUUGAAUCAAUGUUGUUUCCACGUCAUUUCAAUGAAAUUACAUUGAACCGAUGUGAAAUAUAGAUGUUGAAUUGACGUCUAUGCCCAGUGGGUAGGGGCGAAUAGGAACGAAAGUAACACUUUUAAUUUUUUUCCUAAUUACUCAGAGAUCGAUAGAGCUAGAGACACCAUAUUUUAUGGCAAACAACUUAUACAUGUCCUCUACCGUUAGCAACUGUAAUUUCAUUUCUAGGGUAAAUUAGUUGAAAUUAAAUAGACUGAGAACAGAACUACCGCAACGUUACUUUUUUAUACCUGCCGGCGGGGCGGGAGUAACACAGCCUUGGGAAGGAAGUAACAGCUGGGGAGAAGUGCACAAUAUCUGUCUUAUCUCCAUGUUUCUGGUUUGUAAUGCUCAUUACUUUUAACAAAUAUACUAUCAGACAUAAUUUAAUGUUUGUGUCGAUUUGAAUAAUUAAUGCUAUAGGUUCAUAAUUUAUGAAAAUUAACCAUGCGUCAAUAUUGCAAUGUUGCGCAACCACAAUAUUUUGCCUUACAAUAUUAAUCUGACUAAAAUGGAUCACAUAAUAGCUAUAUUAACCAUCAUUUUCUUAUCUCACUUUAAUGGGAAUGUAGUAGGAGAUAUUCUUCACCAUUUUCAAUGACUAUUCAUGCUUAAAUCAAAUAAAAUAAAAUGUCAUUGGUCGCAUACACAUAUUUAGCAGAUGUUAUUGUGGGUGUAUCGAAAUACUUGUGUUUCUAGCUCCAAGUAUUUCUAGCUCCGACAGUGCAGUAAUAUCUAACAAUAUACAACAAUACACACAAAUCUACUUCCGCCCUGUGUUACUUUCGUCCCGGCUCUCCUUCAGAAGCUGCAGCCCUGCCUUACUCCCCCUCCUUGAUCUCAUUACAUGUCCAUAAAGAACCAGGGCUGCAUCCGAAAUGGCACCCUAUUCCCUAUAUAGUGCACUACUUUUCCAACAGGCAACAAUCCCCUAAGGAGUGAGGAAAGGGAACCAGUUGUGCCUUUACAGCUCUCACUUUUUAGUUUUUACUAGCCUUUUUUCUUGUUCUUUCCUUCCUAUCUAUAAAAGUUGUGGUGCCGGCUUGUCACGGCAGCCUAUAAUUAUUUCCACGUGACAAACUUCUUCUGGAUGUUUGGGGAGGGCUGCUACCUGCAUACAGCCAUCGUGCUCACCUAUUCCACGGACAAGCUGCGCAAGUGGAUGUUCAUCUGCAUCGGGUGGUGUGAGUAGCCUACACUUAGUUAAUCAAAUGAAAGACGGAUGUGCGUUGAUUGAUUAGUUUGACUGAUCACAAAGAAUGUAAGUCAACUGUAACAGAGACUAUGUGUGAUGUUUUACAGGUAUCCCUCUUCCAAUCAUCAUUGCGUGGGCCAUUGGCAAGCUUUACUACGACAACGAAAAGUAAGCGCAUGUAUUUUUCUCUAUAUGCACUCACUAACUGUAAGUCGCUCUGGAUAAGAGCGUCUGCUAAAUGACUAAAAUGUAAAAAUUUAAAUGUAAUGUCCCUGUGGUAUCCAUUUGUCUUUGGAGUCAGGCAACAAUGUUGUCCGUGCUCCCCUCAGACCCAUCAGAGUGAUAAUUGUAGUGGAUGAAAGAAGGAUGUCGCCCAAUCAUCUCCUUAAUUGUACUUUCUGCCAGGUCAUUAAAUGAUCGAUUCAUCCUAAUUUUAAGGGAGUCUUGGUGAACCUGUAACCUAUAAUUGCUCUGCAUACAGAAUAGCAGGUUGAUGUUUAUUGUCAUGAGUCUUGUCCUGGUGGCAGAACUGAGCGAUUUCCCCAAUCAACUGCUCUCUGCUGUCAAAGAUAUCAAUCUGAUUUAAAUGCUUAUUUUAUAGCAAGGCCCUUCAUCAUAACUCAGUAGCCUUGUGGUUAGAGUGUCCACCCUUCGAUUGGAAGGUUGGGAAUUUGAUCCUCAGCCGAAACAUACCAAAGAAUAUAAAAAUGGGACCUGAUGCGUCUCUGUUUUGCGCUCAGCAUUAAGGAGAUUGAGGAAAAAAAAAAAAAAUGAUUUUUUCACAAAAGUAGUGCACUGGGCCUUUAAUAGUCCUGUAUUAGCGGACCAAUAUAGCCGUCUGCAGCGCGGGUAAAAACGUAUUCCCCCGUCCGUCCGUCCGUCCGUCGAAUAAUAAAAUCGCAGCACCCCCACCCCCAAACUACUUCCCGCUGCUAUGGUUAAGGCCCUGCGACAGACUAGCGUCCUGUCCGGGGGGUGUACUCACGCUACAGAAUCAGGACGUAUGCUCCUGCUCCUAUGAGCUGUCCCAGCUUGUGCAAGGCUACUUAUUUAUUCCAUCUUAAACCUGACUUGAAAUAGCCUAAGCAAACAUACUCCACAUGCUUUCCCAUUCUCUGACAUUCUGCUCUCUAAUACAAUCAGACAACACUCAUGGUAGAGUUGAAAGUUCUUCACUCAACCAGCUAGUUGGAUGGGGGGCAUCAGUUUCAUUAAUGCUACACCAGGAACCUGACAGUUUCCACUCUAUCACAUCGGAGGCUCCCGCUUACACAGGGGUUGCUGUGAUAUCCACCCUCCGAAACCUGUUAGCUUGUUUUUCAUUAUGCUCAGCGGGGCGAAAACAAACUUCUAUCCAGACACAGUUCCUCCUAAGCUAAGCCCUCUACUUUUUUUCACCUCUCUCUCUCUCUCUCUCUCUCUCUCUCUCUCUCUCUCUCUCUCUCUCUCUCUCUCUCUCUCUCUCUCUCUCUCUCUCUCUCUCUCUCUCUCUCAACAAGGUGAAGACAGAACAAAUGAAUAAUUCACUCCACUGAACUGAGUCUGUAGAGUUAGUGAAUCUGGAGCAUCUCAUACCCUGGGAGAGCGUCUUCAUGUCCUUUUUUCACCCCUUUGUUUUUACAGCAAAGUGGAUGUAAUUCCACAAAUUAUUUGUUUUAGGUGUUUUCUACUGCUAGAAGGGAGUGCUGUACUUUACAAAGGCCUCUCUUAUUCUCUGCCAGUACUGGCUUUGAUAGGCUAAGCCCUCUCACCCACCUCUGAUAUGAAUUAAUGUGAUUGGCCGAGGCCCAUGCUCGUUUUAGUCAACUAUAAAAAAUUGUUGGGAAAGGUCCCGCAGUUUGCUUUGUCAUCGAAUACAUUUGAUUGGUUGACCUUCUGACAUCGGCCACUAUGAUUGGCUCAACUCUCUGUGUUCUAAAUUACAGGUGCUGGUUUGGGAAGAAGGCAGGAGUGUACACAGAUUACAUCUACCAGGGCCCAAUGAUCCUGGUGUUGCUGGUAAGACAGUGUUACACAAAAUAUUUUUUACAUUUCUCCAUAUUUCUCCUCCUAGUAUAGACAUUUAUAGACAUAGUGUUCUAGCCUUGUCCUUUUUAGGUUUUCCUACAUCCAUGACCAAGCUCUUCCCCUUUACACUUUCCUCUAACUGUGCUUGAAUUUACAGCACAUCGCAGUUAGGAACACUGCCAAAAUAACAUUACUGUGCACUCAAGCGGAAAUUGUGUUUCAAGGUCAAGUAGUUGCUUCAAAACAAACAGUAGAAAGGUCAUUGACAUUCAAUGGUGUGUGAACUUUAUAAAGCAGCCUUCCAACGCACACACUCACUGACAUACUGUAAUACCAUCAUGUGAAGCUAUUUGAACGAAGUGACACCUACUACAAAUAUGCAGAACUGACAGGGUCAUUUGGAAUGAAUAUGAUGUAUGAUGAAUAUGUAUGAAUAGUAUAUGAUUUGCAGCAUGCUAAACUGUAACUGUUUUAGCUCAGCUUGACAAUCUUAACACGUACAGGUUGAAGUCGGAAGUUUACAUACACUUAGGUUGGAGUCAUUAAAACUUGUUUUUCAACCACUCCACAAAUGUUUUGUUAACAAACUAUAGUUCUGGCAAGUCGGUUAGGACAUCUACUUUGUGCAUGACACAAGUAAUUUUUCCAACAAUUGUUUACAGACAGAUUAUUUCACUUAUAAUUCACUGUAUCACAAUUCCAGUGGGUCAGAAGUUUACAUAAAGACUGUGCCUUUAAACAGCUUGGAAAAUUCCAGAAAAUGAUAUCAUGGCUUUAGAAGCUUCUGAUAGGCUAAUUGACAUUGUUUGAGUCAAUUGGAGGUGUACCUGUGGAUGUAUUUCAAGGCCUACCUUCAAACUCAGUGCCUCUUUGCUUGACAUCAUGGGAAAAUCAAAAGAAAUCAGCCAAGACCUCAGAAAAAAAUGGUAGACCUCCACAAGUCUGGUUCAUCCUUGGGAGCAAUUUCCAAAUGCCUGAAGGUACCACGUUCAUCUGUACAAACAAUAGUACGCAAGUAUAAACACCAUGGGACCACACAGCCGUCAUACCGCUCAGGAAGGAGACGCGUUCUGUCUCCUAGAGAUGAACGUACUUUGGUGCGAAAAGUGCAAAUCAAUCCCAGAACAACAGCAAAGGACCUUGUGAAGAUGCUGGAGGAAACAGGUACAAAAGUAUCUAUAUCCACAGUAAAACAAGUCCUAUAUCGACAUAACCUGAAAGGCCGCUCAGCAAGGAAGAAGCCACUGCUCCAAAACUGCAAUAAAAAAGCCAGACUACGGUUUGCAACUGCACAUGGGGACAAAGAUCGUACUUUUUGGAGAAAUGUCCUCUGGUCUGAUUAAACAAAAAUAGAACUGUUUGGCCAUAAUGACCAUCGUUAUGUUUGGAGGAAAAGGGGGUUGCUUGCAAAUACUAAUUGAGUGUAUGUAAACUUCUGACCCACUGGGAAUGUGAUGAAAGAAAUAAAAGCUGAAAUAAAGAAUUCUCUCUACUAUUAUUCUGACAUUUCACAUUCUUAAAAUAAAGUGGUGAUCCUAACUGACCCAAGACAGGGAUUUUUUACUAGGAUUAAAUGUCAGGAAUUGUGAAAAACUGAGUUUAAAUGUAUUUGGCUAAGGUGUAUGUAAACUUCCGACUUCAACCUGUAUCCCCCUUUUAAAUAUAGUUCAAAUAUGUGACUGUUUUUCUCAUGCCUUCUCCAUUCAUAACUCACCAGUUACUCACACAUAACGUUGGGACAUUAUUUAAAAUAUGAUAUAACCAGCGGGCAACAUUUUAAUGUAAACAAUGUAUUUAUUGAUUUGCCCUUAAAACCUCAGCAGUCAAUCAUCCUAAGACCUUGCUCUGAAGCAUUACAUUUGCUUUUAUUUACUCCUUGUUUUGCAGAUGGUUUUAAUUUUAUCAGAAUUAUGUUUGAGAUGCAGCAUUCAUUGCACAUACAGUGGGGGAAAAAAGUAUUUAGUCAGCCACCAAUUGUGCAAGUUCUCCCACUUAAAAAGAUGAGAGAGGCCUGUAAUUUUCAUCAUAGGUACACAAAAUGAGAAAAAAAAAUCCUGAAAAUCACAUUGUAGGAUUUUUAAUGAAUUUAUUUGCAAAUUAUGGUGGAAAAUAAGUAUUUGGUCAAUAACAAAACUUUCUCAAUACUUUGUUAUAUACCCUUUGUUGGCAAUGGCACAGGUCAAAUGUUUUCUGUAAGUCUUCACAAGGUUUUCACACACUGUUGCUGGUAUUUUGGCCCAUUCCACCAUGCAGAUCUCCUCUAGAGCAGUGAUGUUUUGGGGCUGUCUCUGGGCAACACGGACUUUCAACUCCCUCCAAAGAUUUUCUAUGGGGUUGAGAUCUGGAGACUGGCUAGGCCACUCCAGGACCUUGAAAUACUUCUUAUGAAGCCACUCCUUCGUUGCCCGGGUGGUGUGUUUGUGAUCAUUGUCAUGCUGAAAGACCCAGCCACGUUUCAUCUUCAAUGCCCUUGCUGAUGGAAGGAGGUCUUCACUCAAAAUCUCACGAUACAUGGCCCCAUUCAUUCUUUCCUUUACACGGAUCAGUCGUCCUGGUCCCUUUGCAGAAAAACAGCCCCAAAGCAUGAUGUUUCCACCCCCAUGCUUCACAGUAGGUAUGGUGUUCUUUGGAUGCAACUCAGCAUUCUUUGUCCUCCAAACACGACGAGUUGAGUUUUCACCAAAAAGUUAUAUUUUGGUUUCAUCUGACCAUAUGACAUUCUCCCAAUCUCUUCUGGAUCAUCCAAAUGCACUCUAGCAAACUUCAGACGGGCCUGGACAUGUACUGGCUUAAGCAGGGGGACACGUCUGGCACUGCAGGAUUUGAGUCCCUGGCGGCGUAGUGUGUUACUGAUGGUAGGCUUUGUUACUUUUGGUCCCAGCUCUCUGCAGGUCAUUCACUAGGUCCCCCCGUGUGGUUCUGGGAUUUUUGCUCACCGUUCUUGUGAUCAUUUUGACCCCACGGGGUGAGAUCUUGCGUGGAGCCCCAGAUCGAGGGAGAUUAUCAGUGGUCUUGUAUGUCUUCCAUUUCCUAAUAAUUGCUCCCACAGUUGAUUUCUUCAAACCAAGCUGCUUACCUAUUGCAGAUUCCGUCUUCCCAGCCUGGUGCAGGUCUACAAUUUUGUUUCUGGUGUCCUUUGACAGCUCUUUGGUCUUGGCCAUAGUGGAGUUUGGAGUGUGACUGUUUGAGGUUGUGGACAGGUGUCUUUUAUACUGAUAACAAGUUCAAACAGGUGCCAUUAAUACAGGUAACGAGUGGAGGACAGAGGAGCCUCUUAAAGAAGAAGUUACAGGUCUGUGAGAGCCAGAAAUCUUGCUUGUUUGUAGGUGACCAAAUACUUAUUUUCCACCAUAAUUUGCUAAUAAAUUCAUAAAAAAUCCUACAAUGUGAUUUUCUGGAUUUUCUUUUCUCAAUUUGUCUGUCAUAGUUGACGUGUACCUAUGAUGAAAAUUACAGGCCUCUCUCAUCUUUUUAAGUGGGAGAACUUGCACAAUUGGUGGCUGACUAAAUACUUUUUUCCCCCACUGUACAUCAGUCAAUACACUGUAUCAGCCCAUUAUCAGCCUGAAAACUUGAAACCCUGUGACACUCAUCUUUUCCCAUUGACAACAAUGUAUUGAGAAAAACAUCAGCUACUGUGACAUUUACCUUUCUGCAAACUUCCAGGAUGACAUUUUUCUAUGAUAUCAUGUUGACUGUAUUGAAACACUGUCUAUGUAAAUUAGGCACAAUCCCAAGUGUUUGUCUUUCCCAUGCAGAUUGAACAGAUUUAUAAUCUAUACCACUCAGUAAAAAUGUAGAGAAAAAGGUUUUUUAUAGACUUUAUUUGGCACCGGUAUCCUAUCAUCACUUAAAGCCCAAUACAGUUAUUUCCACCACAGACAAAUAUUGUUUUAUUAAAUGUUUCUCUCUCCUAAUUGACCUAUGUAAAUCUUCUCUAAAUUCUUAUUUUCCCUCCUGUUCUCAGAUCAACUUUAUAUUCCUCUUCAACAUUGUGAGAAUCCUCAUGACAAAGCUGAGAGCCUCCACCACCUCAGAGACAAUACAGUACAGGUGAGCCAGGACCAGGUUCCCAAAUGUUCCCCUAUUCCCUCGACAGUGCAUUACUUUUGACCAGGCCCCCAGGGUAGUGCUCUACAGUGCCUUGCAAAAGUAUUCAUCCCCCUUGGUGUUUUUCCUAUUUUGUAUCAUUACAACCUGUAAUUUAAAUUGAUUUUUAUUUGGAUUUCAUGUAAUGGACAUACACAAAAUAGUCCAAAUUGGUGAAGUGAAAUGAAUAAAAAAACUUGUUUAAAGAAAUUAUACAAAAUAAAUAACGGGAAAGUGGUGUGUGCAUAUGUAUUCACCCCCUUUGCUAUGAAGCCCCUAAAUAAGAUCUGGUGCAACCAAUUACCUUCAGAAGUCACAUAAUUAGUUAAAUAAUUAUUUUUAAAAAAUAUCAGAAACUUUGAACAUCCCACGGAGCACCAUUAAAUCCAUUAUUAAAAAAUUGAAAGAAUAUGGCACCACAACAAACCUGCCAAGAGAGGGCCGCCCACCAAAACUCAUGGACCAGGCAAGGAGGGCAUUAAUCAGAGAGGCAACAAAGAGACCAAAGAUAACACUGAAGGAGCUGCAAAGCUCCACAGCGGAGAUUGGAGUAUCUGUCCAUAGGACUACUUUAAGCCGUACACUCCACAGAGCUGGGCUUUACGGAAGAGUGGCCAGAAAAAAGCCAUUGCUUAAAGAAAAAAAUAAGCAAACAUGUCUGGUGUUCACCAAAAGGCAUGUGGGUGACUCCCCAAACAUAUGGAAGAAGGUACUCUGGUCAGAUGAAACUAAAAUGUAGCUUUUUGGCCAUCAAGGAAAAAGCUAUGUCUGGCGCAAACCCAACACCUCUCAUCACCUCGAGAACACCAUCCCCACAGUGAAGCAUGGUGGUGGCAGCAUUAUGCUGUGGGGAUGUUUUUCAUCGGCAGGGACUGGGAAACUGGUCAGAAUUGAAGGAAUGAUGGAUGGCGCUAAAUACAGGGAAAUUCAUGAGGGAAACCUGUUUCAGUCUUCCAGAGAUUUGAGACUGGGACAGAGGUUCACCUUCCAGCAGGACAAUGACCUUAAGCAUACUGCUAAAGCAACACUCGAGUUGUUUAAGGGGAAACAUUUAAAUGUCUUGGAAUGGCCUAGUCAAAGCCCAGACCUCAAUCCAAUUGAGAAUCUGUGGUAUGACUUAAAGAUUGCUGUACACCAGCGGAACCCAUCCAACUUGAAGGAGCUGGAGCAGUUUUGCCUUGAAGAAUGGGAAAAAAUCCCAGUGGCUAGAUGUGCCAAGCUUAUAGAGACAUACCCCAAGAGACUUGCAGCGGUAAUUGCUGCAAAAGGUGACUCUACAAAGUAUUGACUUUGGGGGGGGUGAAUAGUUAUGCACGCUCAAGUUUUCUGUUUCUUUCUCUUAUUUCUUGUUUGUUUCACAAAAAAAAAUAUUAGCAUCUUCAAAGUGGUAGGCAUGUUGUGUAAAUCAAAUAAUACAAACUCCAAAAAAAUCUAUUUUAAUUCCAGGUUGUAAGGCAACAAAAUAGGAAAAAUGCCAAGGGGGGUGAAUACUUUCGCAAGCCACUGUACCUCCUUGGAUUUCUUCACAUUUUAUUGUUUUACAAAGUGGGAAUAAAAUGUAUUUAAAUGUAAUUUUUUGUCAACUAUCUACACAAAUUACUCUGUAAUGUCAAAUUGGAAGAACAAUUCUAUAUAAAGAUUAAUGAAAGAUAAAAUACCAAUAACCCUUGAUUAAUAUGUAUGUACCCCCUGAGUCAAUACAUGUUAGAAACACCUUUGCCAGCGAUUACAGCUGUGAGCCUUCUUGGUUAAGUCUUAUAAGAGCUUUGCACACCUGUAUUGUACAAUAUUUGCCCAUUAUUAUUUUCAAAAUUCUUCAAGCGCUGUCAAGGUGUUGGAGAUCAUGGCUUGACAGCAAUUUUAAAGUCUUGCCAUAGAUUCUUAAGCAAAACUGUAACUUGACCACUCAGGAACAUUAACUGUCUUCUUGGUAAGCAACUCUAGUGUAGAUUUGGCUUUGUGUUUUAGUCUUCCUAAAAGGUGAAUUCCUCUCCCAGUGUAUGGUGUAAAGCAGACUGAAGCAGGUGUUCCUCUAGGAUUUUGCCUGUGCUUAGCUCCAUCCCAGUCUUUGCCGAUGUCAAGCAUACCCAUACCAUGAUGCGGCCACCACCAUGCUUGAAAAUAAGGAGGCAGUUACUCAGUAUGUGUUGUGUUGGAUUUUCUACAAACAUAAGGCUUUGCAUUUAGGCCAAAAAGUGUAUUCCUUUGCUGUGUUUUUUUUCUUUUCAGUAUUACUUUAGUGCCUUGUUGCAUACAUAUGCAUGUUUUGGAAUAUUUUUUUUUAUUCUGUAUUUGAAUUCUUCUUUUCACUCUGUCAUUUAGGUAAUUCUUGUGGAGUCACUACAAUGUUGUUGAUCCAUCCUCCAUUUUCUCCCAUCACAGACAUUGAACUCUGUAGCUGUUUUAACAUUACCAAUGGCCUCAUGGUAAAAUCCCUAAGCAGUUUCCUUCUUGUCCUGCAGCUCAGUUCAGAAGGACGACUGCAUCUUUGAUGUGUCUGGGUGGUUUAAUACAUCAUCCACAGCAUAAUUAUUAACUUGAUCAUGCUUAAAGAUAUAUUCAAUGUAUGAUUUGUUAUUGUUACCAUCUACCAAUCAUUGCCCUUCUUUAUUAGGCUUUUGAAAAGCAUUUGUCGAAUUUUCUGAUCAAUGACAAAAUUGACUAUUAAAUCUGUUUCAAUCCCACUUUGUAACGCAACAAAAUAUGAAACAAGUUCAAGGGGGUGUAGACUUUCUAUAGGCACUGUAGGGAUUCAUGUGCCAUUUGGGACGUAUCCAGGGUCGGCUGAGCCAGCCCCAGGUGUAAAGUAGACAUCAAUUGGCUGUUAAUUAAUACACUCCCAAGAAACAUCAAUGGCCUCGCUGGAAGAAACCUAAUGAACGAUACCUGUCUGGUUGAAUUGCUAUAAUUGAUUGUUGUGUGGAGGGAGGUGGGGUGGGAGUGUGUGUGCUUGCGCAUGUGUGUGUUUCGCGUGUGUGUGUUCUGCGUGUGUGUGUGCGCACCCAUGCCUGUUUGUGCGCGGGUGCGUGUGUGUGCCUGCAUCAUCAGAAACCCUCACACCUUUCACAUACAGAUCCUGUACACCAGCACUACAGAUUUCCACAGCCGGCUAAAACAACACACCAUGCUGACUAUUCACAAGCCAUAAUCAUUUUCACGCCUUUUUAUUGGUACAGUAAGAUCAGACAGUUUGUCUGACUCCGUGUACAAUGAAACCAGAGUGACAGAGGCUGCAUGGGGUCAUCUGACUGAAAAACAGCCAAGCUAAUAUCCUCGCUCAUUAUUGUAAUUUAAUGGAGUCAUUUCUCAAUCACCCUUCUUAUUGAGCAAAUUCAAUUUGGCCGCACUAAUGUGAUUAUAAAGGCUACAUUCGUUACCCUUCAGCCAGCUUUCAGUCUGCGUCACAAAUGGCACCUUAUUAACUAUAUAGUGCAGGGCCGGCCCUGGUCAAAGGUAGUGCACUAUGUAGAUAAAAAGGGUGCCAUUUUGGACGCAUGCUGUGACCUCACGCCCUUGAGUCUCAGCUAGUGCUCCUCUAUUGGACUGCUGGUCAGCACUUCACUUGUGAUUAAUAAUAUGCUGAUGGUUGAGAGGCCGGUAUGACCUAGAACAUGACCAAGUCAUCAUACAUUAACCCAUUGGUGGGCCAUAUAGCUGGUAUGCACCACAGCAAUGCACUUCCACUGGGAUUCCACUGGGAAAUGGAUGAAUUGAAAGAAUGUGUCAGUGUCACGUUACUUUAGGCCAUGUUAGGAAUUUAAAUGUGUGCUUAAUUCACACAGCCACUGUCUCAUCAUAGCAAGUUUAAGAACAUAAAUAUGUUAACAGAACAAUUCAAUUCUGAGUUAUUUGUCUACCUGUUAUAGCGCUGAAAGGACUAUGGGGUUUUGCAAUAUGCAUGUGAACUGGAAACUGCUGCCAUGGUUUGAAUAUGUAUUCCCACACCCAGUGUGGAAUCAAAGUAUUGUAGGAACUUGACAAACAUUGUCACUACCCUAGGUAUGUUGACACCAUAAAUCCAAACUACACACGCCAGUAUUGUGAGUGCUCUCAUGAAACAUAAAAUCACAGAACAGGAGAAAAAAAACUUGGCAGCCAUUAGCAAAUUAGUAUUGACUCACUAGUUGUCUGGCAGGUCUAUUUUAGGCAUUUUUCUGUGUUGCUAGUAUGAGUCUGUGUCUUAUUGACUCUCUAGUUGUCUGGCAGGUCUAUUUUUGGCAUCUAUCUGUGUUGCUAGUAUGAGUCUGUGUCUUAUUGACUCUAGUUGUCUGGCAGGUCUAUUUUUGGCAUCUAUCUGUGUUGCUAGUAUGAGUCUGUGUCUUAUUGACUCUCUAGUUGUCUGGCAGGUCUAUUUUUGGCAUCUAUCUGUGUUGCUAGUAUGAGUCUGUGUCUUAUUGACUCUCUAGUUGUCUGGCAGGUCUAUUUUAGGCAUCUAUCUGUGUCGCUAGUAUGACUCUGCAUCUGUGUCUUAUUGACUCUCUAGUUGGCGGCCAGGUCUUUAUUUAAUAAUAUGACUCUUGUGUUACUGUGUGUCCAUCAGGAAAGCGGUGAAGGCCACUCUGGUGCUGCUGCCACUUCUGGGCAUCACCUACAUGCUAUUUUUUGUCAACCCGGGAGGGGAGGAUGAGGUCGCCCAAAUAGUCUUCAUCUACUUCAACUCCAUCCUGGAGUCUUUUCAGGUAUGCCCAUGCCCAAUAGAAAGUGUUAUAGAGGGUUUGAGAACUUGUUUGAUGCAGUAAACAUUCUGAAGCAUAUAACGAAAAUAUUUGGGUGUCAAGGUGUCACAAAACAAUAGAUGUAGGCUACAGUACAAUGUAAUGCUGCUCACACUGCUCAUCUUAUCGUCAAUGUUUAACACUCUCUCUCUCCUCCCCCUCUCCUCUCGCCAUCUCUUUCUCUCUGUGUUACCCCCUCUCUCCAUCUUUCCCUCUGUCUCUGUCCUCCAGGGCUUUUUCGUGUCAGUGUUUUACUGCUUCCUGAACAGCGAGGUAAGCAGAUUCAUGCUUGUCCCAUGAUCCCCCACCGCUCAAACUGUACCCGUAAUGCGUUUUUCUUUCAAAUCCCUCCGUCCCCCUAUCCCUCCCUCCAUCCCUCCCUCCCUCCAUCCCUCCUCUCAUUCCUACCAGGACUAUUGGAAACAUGUUCACUUCGCACCAUUUCAUGCAGAGCUAAAAAUGUAUAUUGUGUUGUCUAAAAUGCAAGCCAAGCAGCAGGGUUACCUUGGACAUGCAGAUCAAGAUGAGCUUCACCCUGGCCCAACACAUAUAUACACACCCCAUCUCAGAGGCUGCAUGGUGCCAUGGUCAAAAGUAGUGCACUAUAUAAGGAAUAGGGUGCCAUUUCAGAUUUGCCAAAAUGGAUUUGUCAUGAAAUAUUAAUCGGUGAGAAACCUAAAUCGGGCUUGAGUUACAAAAGAUUGCUUGCCUUAAAACCUGACAAACUCUUGGGAGAGCUGUGAAAGUACCCUUGCUACACAGCUUGAUGUAAACGUUGCAAUUACCUCCUUCUCAGGUAUCCCAUUCUCCCUGGAGCAAACUGUCUCAACUGGAGACUGCCCGGGUCAUGUCUCCUGGAUCAUUCAUCCAUGUAUUUUGGUUUAUAAAUGCAUUUAUUUUACCUCAGCAUUACACGGAUAGUCAGGAAGGAUGA
Molecule: messenger RNA, 29986 nt
Organism: Coregonus sp. 'balchen'
Lineage: Eukaryota; Metazoa; Chordata; Actinopteri; Salmoniformes; Salmonidae
Source: the annotation of a GenBank genome assembly